Molecule: messenger RNA, 717 nt
Organism: Fonsecaea multimorphosa CBS 102226
Lineage: Eukaryota; Fungi; Ascomycota; Eurotiomycetes; Chaetothyriales; Herpotrichiellaceae
Exons: 3
Coding region: 1-717 (238 amino acids)
Biological process (GO): peroxisome fission; regulation of peroxisome size
Cellular component (GO): peroxisomal membrane
Source: RefSeq, a predicted model, not a curated record
AUGGUUGCAGACGCGCUUGUCUAUCACCCUGCGGUGACCCAUUACCUGCGAUAUGUUGCGACAACUGUCGGUCGCGACAAAGUCCUCCGAACGAUCCAAUACUUCAGCAGAUUCUACGCUUGGUACUUGUAUCGCACCAACAACCCAACAAGUGCCAUUCAGCCCUGGGCCACGAUCAAGACUCAAUUUGGAUUGACGAGGAAGAUCCUGCGCGUUGGGAAAUUCGUCGAGCACAUUCGGGCCGGGUCCGAACUCUACGAUGCGGCCGUCAAGUCAGGCAAUGGCGAUAAGAUUGUACAAUACCUGCAGGUCCUGAGACAGGUUGGCUACGCCGGCUAUAUGUUCUUUGACAUGAUGACGCUGUUGGACGCAAUGGGAGUCAAGAAAGAUGCCCGAGCCAAGAGCAUUCAGGCCACGGCAUACCGAUUCUGGUUCACCGGCCUGGUCGCCAGUGCCCUUGCCGGCGUCUACAAUACUUAUAAGUUGAGGGAGCGUGCCAGGACUGUGGAUGAGAAGGACGCCGAAGCCAAGGUGGAGAAGGUCAAGAUUGCCAGACAACAACAUGCCGUCAAUAUCCAACUGAUCUCAGACCUCUGCGACCUUACGGUGCCGAGCACAAUGCUCGGAUACACCAACCUUGACGAUGGUAUCAUUGGUCUGGCAGGGGUGACCAGCAGCUUGCUCGGGGCUUAUGGGGCAUGGCAGAAGACCGCCUGA